Molecule: messenger RNA, 776 nt
Organism: Durusdinium trenchii
Lineage: Eukaryota; Dinophyceae; Suessiales; Symbiodiniaceae
Source: the annotation of a GenBank genome assembly
GAGAACCCACAGAUCCUGCCAGGCGGGGGUGGCACGCGGCUGGUGCAGCGCUAGAUGGGCUUUUUGUCGCAGCCGGCGCUUCAGUGGAACAAGCGCCGGUUAGAGGGGCAGGACAUUUGUUCCAAUCAGCGCGAAAAAGACUGAAACUUACAGAAUCCACAUGCGGUGAGUGAAGCAUCUAUCUACCCAGUGGAACCACAUAGUAGACGAGCUGCUCAAUUUCCGAACUACCUGGUGUGAUUUGGACAGACUGUUUCUUUGCUUUCCUUGGAUCUUGGAGCGCAGCUUUUAUUGGACUCCGUUUUCGUUCGUGACUGCUGCGCGUUGCGUGUUUCUCACCUCCACACCGAAACGCGCUUGGGGCGCAGGCGAUGGGAAGAUGGUGCCCAAAUUUCAACAGGGCUUCCAACCUAGUAACAGCAAUGGCCUCCAACCUAGAAGCGAACCUAACAGCAAGCGUUACUGUAUCAGCUUUGUCCUCCCAUCGCCAUUGGGACGAAGGGUCCACGGAUAUGGUCACGCCACUGCGCAAAACCCGCUUUGCUUUGGAUUUGACUCACGGUCCAAUUGCGCCAGUUUCUCACAAGUUCAAGAGAUGGCCAAUCAUUUUGCCGGAGCACAAGUCGUCGAUUUCCUUAGGAUUGCGGCGUUGUCCCCUCACCGAACCACAAGUCAUCGACCCAAGCUGAACCAUUGCUGUCUCACCAGAACUCACAGGAUGUGUAGAGUGCUCCUGCUUGGUCUUGAGGCCCAAGGCCAGGGCCAUACUGCUGAGC